Molecule: messenger RNA, 1791 nt
Organism: Aspergillus fischeri NRRL 181
Lineage: Eukaryota; Fungi; Ascomycota; Eurotiomycetes; Eurotiales; Aspergillaceae
Gene: helE
Product: 3-ketosteroid 1-dehydrogenase helE
Exons: 1
Coding region: 1-1791 (596 amino acids)
Source: RefSeq, a predicted model, not a curated record
AUGGCCGCAAGACAACUCCGCAGACUAACCCUACCAAACCACUUCCACCUUCCCAUCCUGCCUCACGCCCGCCAUCUAAGUACAGCACAGACAAAUUGCCAUCGAUUCGACCACGAAACCGACAUCCUAAUCGUCGGCAGCGGCGCCGCAGGCCUCACCGCCGCUCUACGCGCCCACUCCCACGGGCUCUCGUCCCUAGUCAUCGAGAAAGAUGCCCAAAUAGGCGGCACCUCGGCCUACUCCGGCGGCGGCCUCUGGAUCCCUAAUAACCCGCUCGCCGUGGAGGCCGGUGUAACCGACACCCCAGAGCAGGCAAUGACGUACCUGACAUCUGUCAUCGACGCGGACACCCCCGAAGACACCGACGUCCGCCGCGCCUCAUCCCCCGCCCGCAAGCGCGCCUUUCUCGCCCACGGCCCCCGCAUGGUCUCCUUCCUCCGGGACCGCGGAUUCGCCUGGCGCCUCAGCCCAGGCUGUCCAGAUUACUAUCCGCACGCGCACGGCGCACUACCGACCGGCGGGCGCUCCAUCGAGCCGGACGUGUUCGACGCCCGGCGACUCGGGCUCGGCGAGAAAUGGACGGAGGCUAUCCGGCAGCGGCCUGGCCGGUCGGUCCCGUUAUUCACGUACGAAGCUAGCAGCGCGACGCGCAUGGGGGCGUCGUGGCGUGAUGUCGGGACCGUGCUGCGCGUGCUCCUCCGCAGCAUAUAUCUUUCCCGUGUGCGGGGACAGAUCCCCGUGACGAUGGGCAAGUCGCUGGUUGCGCAGCUCUUGUGGUUGCAUACGCAGCUUGGCCAGGGUCCGGUGCUCACGGAUACGGCGCUGCGCCAGCUCAUCGCUACCCCUGAAGGGGCCAUUCGCGGGGCGCGCGUCGCGACGCCAGAUGGGGAAAGGAGCAUCCGCGCUCGUCGCGGGGUGCUGCUCUGCGCUGGGGGUUUCGCGCAUAACCAGGGGCUCCGUGAGCGGUAUGGCCCGGCGCCUGCGAACGCCGAGUGGACCAGUGCCGCGCGGGGCGACGACGGGGAUGCCAUUGUCGCGGGUGUGCGGGUCGGGGCAGCAACGGCCCUGAUGGACGAGGCAUGGUGGGGCCCGACGCUGCGCGACCCCGUCCGGGGGAUAUAUUACUUUGCGCUGCAGGAGCGAGCGCGGCCGUUUGGUGUUAUUGUUGACUCGUCCGGCAAGCGAUUCAUGAACGAGGCUGAGCCGUACACGGAUGCCGGCCACCACCAAUAUGCGCAGAAGGCCGUCCCAGCGUGGUUCGUCUUCGACUGGAACCAUCGCAAGCGGUACGCGGUGGGCUCGCUGAUGCCGCGGCAGCAGCCCCCUGCGCAGGCGCUGGAGGCGGGGUAUAUCCACCGCGCCGAGACGAUCGCGGAGCUGGCGCGGCAGAUCGGGGUGGAUGAGGAGGGGUUGCAGGGUACGCUGGCGAGGUUCAAUGAGAUGGCUGACUGCGGCGUUGAUAGCGACUUUGCACGCGGAGAGAGCGCCUUCGACAAUUACUUUGGGGAUCCGACUGUGCGGCCAAACCCGAACCUGGGGGCUGUGCGGACGCCGCCCUUUUACGCGAUCCCGCUUGUGCCGGGCGAUCUGGGCACCAAGGGGGGUCUGCUUACGGAUGAGCAUGCCCGGGUGAUCAGAGAGGAUGGGACGCCUGUGCAGGGGCUGUAUGCGGCCGGCAACACGACUGCCAGCGUGAUGGGACGGACAUACCCAGGGGCAGGGGCUACAUUAGGACCGGCGAUGACGUUUGCUUUUAUAGCAAUGGACCAUAUCUCUUCUGAGCAUGUAUAG